AUGGCCGCCUCGGUGGGUCCAGGGACGCGCACGAAGACCAAGAAGAAGCACUUCGUCCCGCAGCGCGUGAAGGUGCUGCGCUCGGCCGACCCUCUUCUGGGCGUGCUGGCUUGGGGGAUCAACCAUCAGAUCAAUGAACUCAAUCAAGUUCCCCAGCCAGUGAUGCUGCUCCCUGAUGACUUCAAAGCCAGUUCUAAAGUAAAGGUGAAUAAUCAUCUCUUCAACAGGGAAAACUUGCCUGGUCACUUCAAAUUUAAGGAGUACUGUCCACAGGUUUUCCGCAACCUUCGUGAACGCUUCAACAUUGAUGAUCAGGAUUAUCAGGUCUCACUGACACGUAGCCCACCAACCUAUGAAACUGAGGGUGGGGGUCGCUUUCUCCUAUCAUAUGACCGGACAGUGGUUAUAAAAGAGAUAACCAGUGAAGAUGUAGCUGAUGUGCAUAGCCUUCUAUCACAUUAUCACCAGUACAUUGUGAAAUGCCAUGGGAGCACCCUCUUGCCCCAGUUCUUGAGUAUGUACCGGCUCAGUGUUGACAAUGAGGAAAGCUACAUGCUGGUCAUGAGGAACAUGUUCAGCCACAGACUCACUGUACACCGAAAGUAUGAUCUGAAGGGUUCACUGAUAUCCCGUGAAGCCAGUGACAAAGAGAAGGGCAAGGAACUACCAACUCUGAAGGACAUUGAUUUCCUAAACAUGAACCAGAAAGUGUACAUCAGUGAAGAGGCCAAAAAAGACUUCAUGGAGAAGUUGAAGCGAGAUGUAGAGUUCCUAGUGCAGCUAAAGAUUAUGGACUACAGCCUUCUGUUGGGUAUCCAUGAUGUACAGCGAGCUGAACAAGAAGAAGAGGAAGACAUAAAAGAGGAAGAGGAAGAUGGAGAGGGUGAACCGGGGGGAAUGAUAUCUGUGGGCUCCUAUGGAACGUAUCCUGAGGGCAUUGGCAGUUAUCUGAAUUCCCACAAACCUCUGGAACCUGGUGACUUUGACCCUUAUAUUGAUGUCUAUGCCACUAAGAGUGCUGAAAAUAGCCCCCAAAAAGAGAUUUACUUCAUGGGCCUCAUAGACAUCCUCACACAGUACGAUGCCAAGAAGAAGGCUGCCCACGCAGCUAAGACAGUCAAGCAUGGGGCUGGUGCAGAGAUCUCUACAGUGCAUCCAGAACAAUACGCCAAGCGCUUUCUGGACUUUGUCACCAAUAUAUUUGCUUAACAGUUUUUCACUAGGUCUUGUUGGCCCAAGUCAAAACCUUUUCAGCAGCUGUGUUGUUGUCACUCACCCUGCUCCCCGAUUCUCCAUAAGUAGGAUAGUUUUCAUCCUGCUAUUCUGGGAUCAGCAGGAGAAUUGGGCUGACUUCAGAUGAGUCCCACUCUCGCAACUGAGCGACGGCUGCUGAACCAAGUGCCUUAACUCUGAUCUUCUGCUGAGGUGAGAAAUGAUCCAGAGUACCAAAGAAACUGGGUAUGAAUGCUUUGGGAAGCUGCUUCUCCUUCCGUGCAGGAGAAAGAGGAGUGGCUGGUUUUUAUCUAAACACUGACUUCUUCCUUUCCGUUAAAUAGUAUCAGUGUUACAUCAUUUAGAGCAGGACAAUGUUGAAAUAGAAUAAUAUGCAAUACGUAGUCGUGCCUUGGAAGAAGGAGGUUGAAGGGAAUCUUCCCCAUUUACACAAUCAAAUAUUGUAUCCUAUGAUAUCCCAUUGUACUGCCUGUUUCAAAGCCAUGUGCCAGUUGUAUACCUUUUCUACCAUCCCUCUAUACACAACCUUUAAUGGAAGACUGCACUGUGCCCCAUUCUUGUGAAUAGUUUUGCUCUGAUCUAGCCCUAUUGUCAAUAAUGGAAAUCUCUCCUGCUAAAGAAAAGGGCCCAGCACUGAAUCCAGUACCCCUUAAGCUCUUUUCCAGGUACAAUUGCAGGUUCUUGAGAUUUUGUGCCCCGUAUGUUGCUGUUAAUGAGAAAAAUUCUUUUAGGCUCA
Molecule: messenger RNA, 1969 nt
Organism: Protobothrops mucrosquamatus (brown spotted pit viper)
Lineage: Eukaryota; Metazoa; Chordata; Lepidosauria; Squamata; Viperidae
Gene: PIP4K2C
Product: phosphatidylinositol-5-phosphate 4-kinase type 2 gamma
Exons: 10
Coding region: 1-1209 (402 amino acids)
Biological process (GO): phosphatidylinositol metabolic process
Molecular function (GO): phosphatidylinositol kinase activity
Source: RefSeq, a predicted model, not a curated record